ACCUUCCUCGUUGGAAUCAAAACCACGCCAUUUUGCUUAUAUAUUUUACCCCAAUCAACAAAUACACACAACACGCACUGCCCACGCACCGUCCACCAAAUCUUAGGGUUUCCUUUCCGCACAAUCCAAGCGAACAAGGAACAAAUUCGAUUUUCCAUUUCGGACUUUCCACUUUUUGACUUUUUUCCUUUUGCGAAUGGCAAAGAAGAGGAAAUCCGACGCGACGCGGCUGGACGAGGUGGAUCGUGGCAUGUACACCGCCUUCUGCGGCGCCGCCAAUUCCCUCUCGCAGCUCUAUUCGCAGGCAGUCAACCACCAGCGCCUCUCCUUCCACGCCGGAGAGCGACACGCCAUGGAGAAGCUUUAUAGCUGGCUUUUGAGGCAGCAAGAAAAUGGUAUUAGAGUGAUGCCCGGUGACAUACUCGCCUAUGUGCAGAACGAACUCGAUUUUGGGACGGAUGAGACUCCAUCGCUACCACUCCUCACUCAGCAACUUUCUCAAACUGCAAUGCAAUCAGCUCACACAGGAAUCCCAAUAUCAUCAAAUGUAUUUGGUCCUUCAGCUGCUGGACAAGGAUUGCGUUCCGGCAUCUCAGACCAACCUAAAAACACUGUAUUCUCUAAUGCCCUCUCCAGUCCCGUUCGUCGUAGCCUCCAGCAUUACCACCCGUCGCAAGGCAGCCAGUAUGCAAGCAACAACGCUGUACGGGGCAAUGAUAAUAGCAGCACCCAAACCAGAGAUCUUAACCCCCCUAGCUCUAACGAUACCUCGAUGGAGAUGCACGCUGACAGCCCUGGCCACGACUCACCUUACUAGAUUCAUCUGCCCGCUAGAGAGUCAAGCAAGCACUCUAGAGGGCAAACAAGAAAUCAAAUUGUAGUUAAGGAAUUGAUGAUACUAACUCAAAAGUGUGAACAAGAUUGAAUUAAGUGCAAGUGAAUUUUAUGAUAUUGGAGGUUUCUUUUCA
Molecule: messenger RNA, 968 nt
Organism: Salvia hispanica
Lineage: Eukaryota; Viridiplantae; Streptophyta; Magnoliopsida; Lamiales; Lamiaceae
Source: RefSeq, a predicted model, not a curated record